CUUAAACUUUGACCAAUCUUGAAGCAAAUGGGCCAAAGCUGUACUGUGUAUCUGUUAUGCGUGCAAGUGUUAUAUAAACCAAACCACAAUUGUUGAACAAGAAAGUACCAAAAUCAAAAUUUUAACUAAAGAAAUGGCUUCUUCUUCCUGUUGUAUUGGCCUCCUUUCUCUUGUAGUUCUGUUACCAUUUCUCUUAGUCUCUGCUUCGGCCACAAAAUACAUCGACGCCAUAUGCCAACGUACCAGUACUACCCACAAAGCCUUCUGCGUCAAAACUUUGAACGCAUACCCUUCUGCGGCUUCUGCCACCAGCACGUUCCAAGCGGCUGGGGCUACGCUCAACCUCGCCAUAUCUUAUGCCCAUAGGUAUGCGGUUUUUGCGGGAAAAGUGGCAAAGGAGAAUCCAAAAUUGAAGAAGGAUUUUGCGACGAUUCAGGAUGCCUUCAUGACCAUUAGCAUGUCUCUCAAAAGUGCUAAACUUGAACUCAAGGAUUCGCCGGACACCGCCAACUAUGACGUCAUGGUUUGUACCGACAGCACAAUGAUAGUGAAGAACUUGAUCGGUAAAAAUACAGACAAGGUGUCGAAGACUGUCAUGUUGAUGACACUAAAGAUGGAGAAGCUUCUUGCUAUGGCCGUUGGAGCCACCGUAGCUGUUGGCGGGUAAAGACGACGAUAAGAACACAUACCAUCGUCAGAUUUGUCAUAUUUAGUUUACUCUAUAUUUAGUUUACUUUUGAGUAUAAGGUUGUUGUUAUUUAAUUCUAGAGGAUGUGAUGUUCUGUUUUCUAUGAGGAUCAAAACAUUUCUCUUCGAUAGAACAUAUGCAUGUCUUGAAAACCCAACUACGACGUCAUGGUCUCUGGCGAUGAAAUAAGGCGUGUUAAGGGUUUGGUCGAGAAAAACACUGACCCGUCUUCAAAGACGCUCAUGAGAUGACUUUGCAGAUGGAGAAGCUUCUUGAUCUCGCUGCUGGAGCCACCGAUGCCGUUGACGACGACGAUGAGAAGUUACAUCGUCGUGCUUGAUGUUUUAACUAAGUUUGGUUUUUGGUUUACUUUUGUUAAGAAAGCAUGCAUGGAUUCAAAGGGACAUAUGAAAACUAUUUGUCUUGAAUCUUAGGAUAAUUUCAAAUUGUAAUUUGUGAUAUUAAUGUCGAAGAAAUUAUUUUUUUUA
Molecule: messenger RNA, 1176 nt
Organism: Capsella rubella
Lineage: Eukaryota; Viridiplantae; Streptophyta; Magnoliopsida; Brassicales; Brassicaceae
Exons: 2
Coding region: 134-667 (177 amino acids)
Molecular function (GO): enzyme inhibitor activity
Source: RefSeq, a predicted model, not a curated record